Molecule: messenger RNA, 2118 nt
Organism: Colletotrichum truncatum
Lineage: Eukaryota; Fungi; Ascomycota; Sordariomycetes; Glomerellales; Glomerellaceae
Product: transcription initiation factor TFIID subunit 5
Biological process (GO): transcription initiation at RNA polymerase II promoter
Cellular component (GO): transcription factor TFIID complex
Molecular function (GO): RNA polymerase II general transcription initiation factor activity; protein binding
Source: RefSeq, a predicted model, not a curated record
GUUACGGAUUACCUGCUAAAGAGAGGAUACACGCGGACUGAAACCAUCUUCCGCCAAGAAUCAAGUCACUUGGGUCCGGAUGGCAGGCCUAUUCACAACAAGGUGGAUGACUUGGGCCCUAAGAAGUAUCUGAAGGCUUUCAACUUGCUGCGCGAAUGGGUUGAAAACAACCUCGACAUCUACAAAUUCGAACUGAACAAGCUUCUUUGGCCUGUCUUCGUCUACUCAUGGCUCGAAUUGGUCACGCAGGGCUACUCAGAGGACGCCAAGACCCUCCUCAAUACUUUGAAGCCCUAUUUCGAGAGCAUUCACGCCGACGACCUCAAGACUUUCUCCACCGUUACUCUACCUCUGCACGCCAAGGAGAACCCGACUACCAAGCUGUACCGUGAGAGCAAGUACCGCAUCCCCCUGAACCAGCAUGUUAGCGGCAACCUCUUCCACUUCCUUGAACGCGAGCGGGACAAUGGGGGUGCCGUCAUCACUUAUAUCCUCCAGACCUUCUGCCAGCUGGACUCCACUGCUCGCGGGCCUAUUGAGCCGUUCAGCUUCGAGGCGAUUUACCGUCGCAGCCAGAACCUAGACUUUGAUGAGGUGGACUUGCAGGAAGGCAUCCCUGGCGUCUUUACAGGAAUCUCCAACCGUGACCUGCUGGAUAAGAGCGUCCCUCUGAAGCUUGGCCCUCUGCCCAUGGAGGAGGAUCUCCGUGACGACGUGCGAGCCGAGCUUCAAGACGAGGACCAGAUUAACCCCCCACCCGAGGGCCGACCUACCCUGGUCGAGGAAUUUGAUCGGAAGAUCAAGCGCGAGGAGAGUGCGGAUGGUCCUACCAGAGCUGACCUGCCUCUUCCUCCGUCCCGCGCUCGAGACGUCGUAAUGGAGAUGCAGAAAGUUAGGGAAAAUCGUGAUCGUUUCAGGAUCGACGGUCGCUCUGGUGGCGUUGGUGUUCCUGUCAGCGCAUGCAUGUUUACGUUUCACAACACCCUUGGAAGUGUUUCAUGCAUGGACUUCUCUCACGACCACGAGAUGGUUGCUGUUGGCACUACAGAUUCGUACAUCCGCGUUUGGCAUCUGGAGGGCAAGCCCUUGAAGUCAAAGCGAGCUGACGAGAAGGACUUCAAGUUCAACAACCGUAAACUCAUUGGCCACUCUGGCCAGGUUUUCUCAGUUUCCUUCUCCGACGCCAUCGCUAAGCUCGAGCACGCCCCAUUCGGCGAGGAGGGCAAGGGAGAACAACCCAUCGAGACCAGUUCGAAGCUGCUGCUUUCUAGCUCGGCUGACGGCACUGUCCGCAUCUGGUCACUGGACAUUUGGGCCUGCGUUUGCGUCUUCAAGGGCCACGAUGGCCCCGUUUUGAGGGCAGUCUGGGGCCCUCAUGGUCACUAUUUCCUGACGGGUGGAUGGGACAAGACGGCGCGCGUUUGGAUGCAAGAUCACGCAUCUGCUCAGCGUAUCCUCGUCGGACACGAUUCGAGCAUCUCCGCCGUUGCUUGGCAUCCUAACGGUACCUACGUCUUCACUGCGUCCGACGAGACCGACAAGUCGGUUCGCAUGUGGUCGGUUGUCACAGGCCAGUGUGUCCGAGUCUUCACGGGCCACACAGAUUACAUCUCGGCGCUGGAGUGCGCACCGAACGGCAAGAUUUUGGCCAGCGCCGACAACAGCGGCAACAUCUUCUUCUGGGAUAUCCAAAGGGGCAGCCGCAUCAAGAGAUCCCGCGGCCAUGGCAAGGGCGGCAUCUGGUCCAUGAGCUUCAGCGUCGAGUCUAACGUGCUCGUAUCUGGUGGGCAAGAUGGCACAGUUCGCGUCUGGGACGUCGAUCUGCCUGCCGAGGGCCACAAGGUGGUUCAGCAGCAACAAGGAACGGCGCCCACACAGGAAGGCGGCGACACCAUUGUCGCUGCAACAGGGCAGACGGAGCGUCCGAACCCCGGCAAUCAAGGGACUACAGGUGGCGGCUCCAACGCCCCGAGUGGUAGCAAGAAGAAGGGCAAAGAGGUGAUGAUUACGCCCGACCAGAUCAGCGCGUUCCCGACCAAGAAGACGCCAGUCAUGAAGGUGCAGUUCACACGUAUGAACUUGAUCGUGGCGGGCGGCUGCUACGACCCCGAUCGCUGA